UUUCGGAAACUAUUUCGAAACGAGAGGUAACUGAAACACGUUUUCAAAUUUUUGGCUCCAUUUACGAGUAUGUGCAAGAGCUAUCCAAGUGGAAUUUUAAAGUGGAAUUUGUCGGAACUGCUGUAAAGCGUCUAUAGACGUGCCAACUUAAAAUUUCAAUUAUACGUGUUACGGAAAUAACAUGGAUAUAGGCUGUUAAUGUGGACAUUUUGCAAAAUGAGUGUGUUCAAAAAGGUGUUGACACUUUGUGUUUUUUGUGUAAUUUUUGCAUACGGAGAUGAGGAUAUCUUCCAAAAAAACCGCCGCCUAUCAAAAACCAUCGUAGAGGCGUUACAAGAUACCAACUUUGACCAGGAACUGCUCUUCGACCUGAAGAAGGAAAACCAGGUGUACCUUAAUCGCACCAUGUCUCUGCUCAUCAAGUAUAUUGUGAAACGGGAAGUUGACAAUUACCGGUCAAGGCGUACAGAUGCGAUCAGCCGCCGGGUCUACUCCUCACUCAUCAUGAAAUUGAUAGACAUAGCCAAGGAUCUACCCCGCAACUCCACCGCAGCGAGCCGUAUAGACACAGCGUAUCGCUACUACAUGUCGGUAGAGUCACGUGACAUGCACGACCAAAUGGCCGACGUGCAGGUCUUCCACGCGUGUUCACGCCUCUAUGACGUCAUGUUUACUGCUCCGCGAAUAAUAGCAGAUCUAGGCAACUUAGACGACUUAACGCCCAGAAUUCUUGUGAAGAAACUAAAUGCCAUGGAAAUCAAACCGGUGCAUCUUGGUGUAGCCUUACUAAUUCAGUACCACCUGCGAAACACAGCAAACUUCGCAAUCCGAGCCAAGGCAUUAGAAGUGCUAGCCACUAAACCGCAAAUGGUUGGUCCUCAAGUCAUCGACAUGCUGAAAGCCUUGGCGUCCAGGCUGCUGCCGGUCGCCGAGUUGCUGGAUAUACACUUAGCACAUUCCAGCCCUGCUUUUAAGGACACGUGUCCAUCGACUUGGCUAGGUAUUGUUAAUAAUAAACAGCCUUGAAAUAAGA
Molecule: messenger RNA, 1033 nt
Organism: Maniola jurtina (meadow brown)
Lineage: Eukaryota; Metazoa; Arthropoda; Insecta; Lepidoptera; Nymphalidae
Exons: 7
Coding region: 199-1026 (275 amino acids)
Source: RefSeq, a predicted model, not a curated record